AUGACCGGCGACUUGUUCCUUCUGUCGGAGCACGUCAUCGCCGACUGGAGGAACUACGCCCACGGGGUCGUGAGGGACAAGCUGCUGGCGCGACCUCAUCUCGGCGGCCUCGGGAAGACAGUGCAAAUUCACCAGUGCCUUCUUUGCGCUAUUAUGCACAUGGCAGAAUCUGUUGGGUUAGACUACAGGAGCCUGCUCAAAUCUGAAACGGUUGCGGCAAAGAAUAUAUCAGAGUACACCAAAGGACAAGUGAAUGCAGACAGAUGGCUGCGACUGCUUGCCAAGUACGGAUCGUACGGCGGAGAUGACCGCGUCGUGGUGCAAGCGGCCGGGCUCAAGUUCCUGACACGGUUGCUCAGGGAGUCCGGCACGGAAGGCGUCCGCCGACUGCUCUCCUGGAGCCUGGUUCGCCAGUGGGCGCCCUUGGCCGAUGGCAGCCUCGAUUCAGAGGGUCCCUGGGCGCGCAACGUGAGCUGCGUCGAGACGGUGAUGGCGGUGCUUAAGCUGCCGUUCCUGGCGCGCGUCCUUUUCCAGAGUGUAUCAAAAGACCGACUAAGGGACGCUAGCUCAUUGGCGAGAAAGAUGCACAGCACAUUCUCCAACAUGCUUGAAAACUCAUCGACGUUCCAAGGAGAGCCGAGGCAGAAAAUUAUGGACAAAUUGACCAAGCUGAAGAUAGUCAUCGGCUAUCCUGAAGCAGUCAACACAACCAAGAAAGUGGACGCUCUCUACGCCGGACUGACCUUGUCGGGAGCAACUCUAUUCGAGAAUUGGCUUGAGGCCUCCAAGUACAAACAGAAGAUUAUUUCCAAGGAUCGCGAGACUAUGCUGUUCGACGCAACGUCGGCCAUGGUGUUUUAUGACGCAAUGGCAAACCAGGUGAUCGUCCCAGCUGGGGCACUGCUGCCACCGCUAUUGUACAGCCCAGAGGGGGCUCCUGCUUACAAUUAUGGCAGCUUGGGACAAUAUGUAGCUCUGGAAAUGGCCCGUGGCUUCGGACCGAUGGGUAAAAAUUCCAACUACGAGAACGAGCUAAACCCUUGGGUAACUCCAGAAGUGCAGAGAUUCUACGACAGCGUCAAGAACUGCCUGACUGAAAGCUGGGAUAUUGUCAAGAACGACCAUCUACCUUUUCACAACCCGCCGGAAGUAGACAGUUCCUUUGUGAUGGACACAGACACGGCGUUCUCCGACCUUGUGGGUGCAAGAGUAGCUUACGAAGCGUACACGUCGGUUGAGCCUGGACUGCAGAAGCUCUCCGUAGAUCCAGAGAGGCUCAGUCCCGCCGUGAAGCAGUUCUUCGUAGGCAACUGCGUCAAGUGGUGCCUGGAUGCAAAUUCCAAGUUGGUGAACUACGCUGGGCCCUUUCGUUGUGUGCUUCCCCUGGUUAAUUUCGGAGGCUUCAGUGAAGCGUUGCGCUGCAAGCGUAGCAGUGGUUACGCCUCCAUGCUCAAGUGCUCCUUGCUUUGA
Molecule: messenger RNA, 1470 nt
Organism: Dermacentor andersoni
Lineage: Eukaryota; Metazoa; Arthropoda; Arachnida; Ixodida; Ixodidae
Product: membrane metallo-endopeptidase-like 1
Biological process (GO): protein processing
Cellular component (GO): plasma membrane
Molecular function (GO): metalloendopeptidase activity
Source: RefSeq, a predicted model, not a curated record